Molecule: messenger RNA, 759 nt
Organism: Theileria orientalis strain Shintoku
Lineage: Eukaryota; Apicomplexa; Aconoidasida; Piroplasmida; Theileriidae
Exons: 1
Coding region: 1-759 (252 amino acids)
Biological process (GO): negative regulation of DNA-templated transcription
Cellular component (GO): nucleus
Molecular function (GO): RNA binding; metal ion binding
Source: RefSeq, a predicted model, not a curated record
AUGUAUAAUAGGAGAACUCCAAACACAUUAGAGUCCAGAGAUGUGAGUAACUAUCAGAAAAGAAAGACAAGGUCCAGCGAAGGGUAUGCACGCCAUAAGCAGAGGUACGACCAGAUCCUUGAGAGGAGGAAGCAGAUUGAGGCUGUAAGGUCGGAGAGAGACAGGUACGCGCACACGGAAACGCGGUACAACCGAAACCAGUACAAAGAUAAGUCGAUGAUCAUAUGCAGGUACUUCUACAGGUACGGCAAGUGCACAAAGGGCGACGCCUGCCUGUUCUCACACGACUGCACGCCCCUUAACUCAAAGGACCUGAAGCUGUGUCACUACUUCGUCAAGUCUGAGGGCUGCAAGAAGAGCGCCGAGGAGUGCAAGUACUCGCACGAGAUACACAAGUUCCUGUGCAGGCAGAACGUAAUAGCAGGAUUCUGCAACCAGGGCGGCAAGUGCCAGUUCAACCACCUGCCCAUCGAGUCGAUCCGAAGAAUGGACGACACCGAAAAGCUCAAGUUCUGCUACAACAACAAGAAGUUCCUCGUCAAGUCGCUGAUCAACUACCUGAUCAACGACAAGUGGAUUAAGCCUCAGGAGAUUGGCGUCUGUGACGACAUCAAGGGCGUGACGGCGAUUGUUACCGCCUAUAACAAGAUCCCCGAUCAUGUGGUUAAGACGAUUCCGUGGUACCUGCACUAUACACUGCUAAUUUUGGAAAAGGACAUGAACACAAUGCAGCAACAGAAGCAAGAGUCAAACGAGUAA